AUGGCGCUCAUAAAAUGGAAGGUGCCACAGAAGCGCGUCCCGUCAGAUUCCAGGUCGAGAAAAGUGGCGAAUAUUAUAUGUGCAACUGCAAACAAACUACAACUCGACCAAUUUGUGACGGAUCUCAUAAAGAGGUUACAAUUUGAAAGAAUUUUUGUGUUUGUUCCGGGUGGCUCAUCAGCAAAUCCCAUUAUUUUGCGUCACAAAAAGACUUCUACGCUACUAGAUUCGUUGCGUUCGGUGACAAUUCACCAGUGUAUGAUGGAGUUGCUCGUAAGCUUGGCUACAAGCCGAAGGGUGGCGGUUUCCAGUAACAUAAAAAAUAUGCUAGUUUUUUGCCCCUUUUGUGGAUCAAUGCUGCAAAUUGAAGAAAGUGAUUCCUGUAUGCAAUUUUCCUGUCCUGCAUGUCCGUAUAUUUGUCCAGUAACAAAAAAGGUAAGUAGUCGUAUCUAUCCCAAGCUUAAAGAUCUGGAAGAAGUUCUUGGAGGACCGUCAGUAUGGGACAACGCCCAGGUGACAAAUGAGAGGUGUCCAAAAUGUUCAAAUGAUCGUGCGUAUUUCAUGCAAAUACAAACGCGAUCGGCUGAUGAACCGAUGACAAUAUUUUAUCGUUGUGCAAAUGCUGAAUGUGGUCAUCGAUGGAAAGAUUGA
Messenger RNA from Ostertagia ostertagi, 651 nucleotides. NCBI's taxonomy places the organism in Eukaryota, Metazoa, Nematoda, Chromadorea, Rhabditida, Trichostrongylidae. The record is from the annotation of a GenBank genome assembly.